CGUCACUUCCGCCGCGCCACUUCCGCCCCGCGCCGCCAGGGGGCGCCGCGCCGCGUCAGGGGGCUGGUCCGGCGGCGGCGGAAGCGGCGCUCUAGCCCGCGCCUUAUAGGGCUCGAUUGUGCUUCCGGUUUCCUCUUUCCCCGGGACCGCCAACAUGGGCCGCGUCCGCACGAAGACCGUGAAGAAGGCGGCGCGGGUGAUCAUCGAGAAGUACUACACGCGCCUGGGCAACGACUUCCACACCAACAAGCGCGUGUGCGAGGAGAUCGCCAUCAUCCCCAGCAAGAAGCUCCGCAACAAGAUCGCGGGCUACGUCACGCACCUCAUGAAGCGCAUCCAGAGGGGCCCGGUGCGCGGCAUCUCCAUCAAGCUGCAGGAGGAGGAGAGGGAGCGCAGGGACAACUACGUGCCCGAGGUCUCAGCCCUGGACCAGGAGAUCAUCGAAGUCGACCCCGACACAAAGGAGAUGCUGAAGCUGCUGGAUUUCGGCAGCCUGUCCAACCUGCAGGUCACACAGCCUACAGUGGGGAUGAACUUCAAGACUCCGCGUGGAGCCGUGUGAGCCUCUGCUGUGCCCUCGUGUUUUCAAUAAACCACAGACAACA
Molecule: messenger RNA, 605 nt
Organism: Erinaceus europaeus (western European hedgehog)
Lineage: Eukaryota; Metazoa; Chordata; Mammalia; Eulipotyphla; Erinaceidae
Gene: RPS17
Product: ribosomal protein S17
Exons: 4
Coding region: 155-562 (135 amino acids)
Biological process (GO): translation
Cellular component (GO): ribosome
Molecular function (GO): structural constituent of ribosome
Source: RefSeq, a predicted model, not a curated record